GCAAGUGCACCGUGCAGGUACCUAUAAUAAUAUAACAUCGUCGCCGUGCACGCGUCGUCAUCGCGGUCGGGAAGUGGUGCCGCGGCACCGCAUUCCUCGCUCCCCGGACAGCGUGGGGCGGAGCGAGCUACAGCGAAAGACCUUGAAUGUUCACGCAGACAACCUUCACGGCGGAACCGGACCCUGUGGUACGCGCGUUGUCCGGCGAGAGCGCGCGCGCACCCGUCAAACCCAGUAGUGGGGGGUAUCGGCGGCACGCAGUCACUGACUCCGGCCGCAUCCCCCGCCCAACGGUCGGUACACGUCUCCCCCGUCGCGCCGCCGUCUUCCUUCCCCGUUGGAAAUCUGACGAUACGCACGUAUACUUACCUGCCCGCUUUUUUUUUCAUCACUACCGCAAUACUUCAAAAUAAUAUGUAUAAAAAUGUAUUUUUUCCCAGAAAAUUAUCCAUUGAAAUUUCCAAUUUCAGAACCAUUUGGUCCGCUUCCGAAAAUUUUAAAAUAAUAAUCCAAUUUGCACGUUUUUGACCGAAAUGUUGGAGGUUUUCCCCGAAACACCACACUAGCUCACAAACGCACACACCAUAAGCAAAACUCGAACUUCCAUUGCAGUGUGCAUAUUUUGUUUCUUACUCGAAUAUUAUAAUAUUUCGUACAUAAUAAUUCAUUGUAAUGUAGCCGAAAGCGGAUUUCGUACAAUACGGUAAUACAAUUUAAUUUAUAAUAUCAUUAUUCAUUAUUGUGUGGUACGCGUUUACUAACGUGCGUGAUACCGUCUUACGCACGCGCAGUACUGUCCGUACUUAAACGCAGUCACCGCCGUCUUAGCCUCCUCGUAAGUCGUAACCACUGUCGUGUGUGUGUGUGUUCCCGCCGUGAACGUGUGCGUGUGUGCGCGUACCUGUUGCUGUGCGCGCCGCAUUCCGUAACCGUUCAGCCACCGGAUCGGACGUCGGCUGUCGCCGUCACUACCAUCGUGUGUUUAGGAAAUUUAAAAAAAACCGACGAGUACGCCGCCGGCGUGUUUUUGCGUUUACGUUUCGUUGCUAUCGUUUGUUCUUUUUUUUAUAUCUGAUCACAUCUCUGUCUCCUUCGGCGUAUACACCUCUAUCUGUACGACGAGUGCGUCCGUCUAGUCGUUUGGUCGUGCGCGACCGUAACCGUCGUUUUCAUACCUGUAUCAUAUUUUUAAACAUAAAACCGUUUCGUUUUUGUAUCCAAAAUUGAGCGUUUGUGCGCGUCCGGUGUAUUCCUCGACCCCCGAGGAUGCUAUAACGGGUCGGAGACGUCUUGUAGCGUGGAUAUGGACCACAGGGAAUACGGAGAACGCGUAUCGCCGCCGUUGCCGUUGCCUCAGCAGCAGCAGCAGCAACAACAACAACAACAACAACAACAACAACAACAACAACAUCAACAACAGCAACACCAGCAGCAGCAGCAUCAACACCAACAACACCAACAACAGCAACAGCAUCAACAACAACCGCUUCCGCCCCCCGCCAACCACACUGAUCAGAAUGGAGAUCGUAUCGUCUGGGAGUUUCAUCAAGUCACUCUGAACCGUGUGCCCGGUUACGGGUUUGGAAUUGCAGUCAGCGGUGGCCGAGAUAAUCCUCAUUUUGCCAAUGGUGAUCCUUCAAUAGCAGUAUCCGAUGUAUUGAAGUCCGGUCCCGCCGAAGGAAAACUGAUGGUUAACGACAGGAUAAUGACCGCCAAUGGUGUGUCACUAGACAAUGUCGAAUACGGUACGGCUGUUGCAGUGCUGAGGGAAUGUGGCGAGAACGUAACAUUAUCGCUGAGACGUCGUCUAGUUUUGCCCUCAAACACGCCACACACGCUGCGCAUUCAUCUGAAUAAAACCAGGAAAAAAGACGAUUUCGGAAUCGUUUUGGGCAGCAGGAUAUUCAUCAAAGAAGGGACAAAAGGUGGUGAUAACAGCGUUCAGGAAGGUGACGUGUUGUUAAAGAUCAACAAUCAUUCGGUGGUGGAUGGCAUGACGCUCAAAGAAGCUAGGAGACUGAUCGAAUCGACCAAAGACAAACUGAGUUUGACCGUGCGACGGGAAGGGAGUGCCAACGGACAUGUCUUACAAUAUUCCGGUUCGUCCGAACCGACAUCUCUGCAUACGAAAGAAAACAACAACUACAUGGACGGUAUUAACGGUUCAGCGUAUCCAUCACAAAACUUGUAUGUACAGCCACCUAGUAGGAGUAUGUUGGAAGAAGCCAAAAGUAAUUUGGCGCCACGUGGACGGUCCCGUAACCCGCUAUUGGAUUCAGUUUCUCUGAGUCAAUUGGACAGACCCACAUCUGCUAUGGACAACAACACGUCUGCCAACAAUUUACAUAACGGUGAUCUGGGACCUACAUACAACCAUGGUCGUAGUAGAAGUGGUGCUGAAGAUCAUUCGGAACCUCCGCGACCGCCACCACCAAGACCCGAAGAUUAUUACAGCACAACUAGACAGUUUUAUGAAGAUACGUUACCUCAAAAAUCAAAACAUUUAAAGCCUGAUCCUCGGUUUAUUACAUUCCAAAAAGAAGGGUCAGUUGGCAUUCGUUUGACGGGUGGCAACGAAGUCGGUAUAUUUGUCACUGCUGUACAACCAGGAAGUCCUGCAUUCACCCAAGGUCUGCAACCAGGUGAUAAGAUAUUAAAAGUAAACGAUAUGGAUAUGAAAGGCGUGACUCGUGAAGAAGCUGUGCUAUUUUUGUUGAGCCUCCAAGAUCAAAUACAUCUUAUUGUUCAACACAGGCGCGAUCAAUAUGAACAAAUUAUGAACAAUCAACGAGGCGAUUCAUUUCAUAUCAAGACUCAUUUUGACUAUGAACAACCGAACAAAGGUGAAAUGAGCUUCUGUAAAGGUGAUGUGUUCCAUGUAAUGGACACAUUGCAUAAUGGUGUAGUUGGUUCCUGGCAAGUAUUCCGUAUUGGGAGAAACAAUCAAGAAGUCCAAAAAGGUAUAAUACCAAAUAAGGCUAGAGCGGAAGAACUAGCUACAGCACAGUUUAAUGCUACUAAGAAAGAAAUGAAUGCUUCAGAAAGUAAAGGGGGUUUCUUUAGACGCCGAAAACACAAUCACCGCAGAUCAAAAUCAUUGAGCAAGGAAAAUUGGGAUGAUGUGGUGUUUGGGGAUAGUAUAAGCAAGUUUCCAGCCUACGAAAAAGUGGUGUUGAGUCAUACUGGAUUUGUGCGACCAGUUGUUUUGUUUGGACCGAUAUCGGAUAUUGCUCGAGAAAAACUUACCAAAGACUUUCCUGACAAAUUCUUAUCUCCUCAACUUGAAAACAACACUACUGACGGUAGCAAGAAAAUCAGUGGUAUAAUACGGUUAAGUGCUAUUCGUGAUAUCAUGGACCGGGGGAAACAUGCCUUGUUAGAUGUCACUCCAAAUGCUGUAGACCGUUUAAACUAUGCUCAAUUUUAUCCUAUAGUCAUAAUGUUGCGAGCUGAUAACAAACAAGUGAUCAAGGAACUACGUGCUGGAUUACCAAAAACUGCACACAAGAGCAGUAAAAAGUUAUUAGAACAAUGUCAAAAAUUAGAAAAAGUGUGGUCGCAUGUAUUUACUUCAUCACUUACUCUAAAUGGUGGAGAUGCUUGGUAUCGCAAACUUCGAGAACUAAUCGAUAAGCACCAGAGUUCUCCUACUUGGGUCAGCGAGACUAAGCCUGAAGAAAAUCUGUCUGAUGAUUUGUUAUUCCCGAUGACCUCCUUACGUUUGUCAUAUGCAUCAUCUCCCGAAAGUGAUAUGGAGACUAGUAACACAACAUUAGCAUCCCCAACUUCUACUGCAGCAGCUAGUCCGUCUGCAAUUGGUUCAAGGCUAGUGAAAAGUUCAAGUGAUCCAAGCAUUACAACUCAGGAUGAUUCAGCCAUUCCUAACUAUAAUCCACCUCCGCCAUAUUCACCAUCAGUGUUUAAACAAGCAAGUUAUGAGCCUCCUCAAACAUUACGUAUGGCUGGUCCACCUACUCACACAACAUUAAUGGUAAACGGUAAUGGUCCUCCAGAUCUACCGCCUCGUGUUGAUAGAAACACAAAACCAAUGCAUGGAAAUCGUACUAAUGGUCAAAGGUCAGCCACAGACAGAUUAUUUAGUCCAAAUGGUAUAGAAGAUAUACCCAAUUAUAUAAAUGCAACUCCUCAUCAUCAGAGGACUCACACGAGCACUAGUAAACAAUUGUAUGAUAUGCACAAUAGCUAUGACAGUGUAUCGUCAUAUGAUAGUUAUGGUGUACGCAUGAAUGGGGGCAGCAAUGGUAGUGCUAACCUUACAACAACUUUGUGUUCAAACUCACAGGAUGAUCUUAAAUCAGGCAGUAAUAACACGUUAGGUAGACAUCAUGAUCCUUAUAGAUUUACUAGAUCAACUCAACAACCAGUUGACACGAAAAUAUCAGAUUAUCCAAAAUACAGACCUCCAGGUGGUACUUCUGGAGGUAUGAUUGAGUAUGCUACUAGUAAACCUCUGCCAUUGCCAAAAUCACCUCCACAACAACAAUCCUAUAAACCUGUACCACCUCCAAAACCUAAGAACUACAGACCACCAGUACAGCAACAACAACAACAACAACAGCAACAGCAACAUCAACAGCAAUAUUAUCAACCCCCUCCUGCUGGUUUCCAGCACUCAAAAUCAUUUAGCAUGGCAGAUAGUACAUAUUCAUCACAUAUGUCUAAUGGGAUGCCAUCAUCACCUAGCAAGUAUUCAUCGGAAUCAACUGACGUAAAUACUGCUGAUUCAGGUCAUGGUAGUAGCUUGGAUAGGGGUUAUGAUCGACGAGGUGGUAAUGGACAACAGCCUUCUCAACAGAUGGAUCGUAGCCAUAUAUACUACAAACACCAUAGAGAUCCAAAUACAUUAGAUUUAACACAACAUCGUGACCAACGAGGUAGCGCAUUUGAGUUAUAUAAGAAACCAUCAGUAGCUGGUGAUCAUAGAAUGUCAAAUGGAGGCGACUACAGAAUGUCAAAUGGUGAUCAUAGAAUGUCCAAUGGCGGUGAUCACAGAAUGCCAAAUGGUGGUGGACACUACAAUGUAGAUGCGCUUCGGUGACAACGACAGUAUCCGGUCAGGUUUUAAAGGUAAAUUGACCGGGUUCAAAUUGAGCAUAAACGCUUACCUACAUUUUAUCUCAUCGAAAAUUUUAUUUUAUUAUAUAAAUAUUUUAUAUUUAUAAGAUGUUCAUAAAUUUGUUUUUUCAAUUGAUGGACUGAUUGACAGUAAUUUAUUUUUAUUUUAUUUUAUUUUGUUAAGUCUUAUGUACAUUAUUUUUUAUUUAAUCAUAUUUUACUGAUAAGUAAAUUAAGUUGUUUGUUAUUAUUAUUACAAUUAUAAAUCAUAAUUUGUGUUGUCCAUUAAGAGUAAUUAAAUGAACAAAAAUUGAAGUAAUUUACAUAUUUUACACAUAAAAUGUGAAUUUAAUAUUAAAAAAAGUCUGAAAAUUUAAGCAUGCACUGAAUGUACAAACAGUGCCAUUCGGUUGAACAAAUUAAAAAUUGUCUGCCAAUUUACAUGGCUAAGUUAAUAAUAUUCAACCAUAAGAUUAAAUUUUAAAAAUAUAUUUCUAUACAUUUAUUUUUUGUUAAAAGUUAUAAAAAUGUUCAAAUGUUUGUGCCUUAUUUGUAUUUCUUGCCUUUCUAAUGUAUAAAAUAGUUAGGUACAUAAAAUACUUAUACACUAUUUUAUUUCUCCAAAAAAAUGGGAGAUUAAAAAUAUAUUUAAUAUUUUUGUGAUUUUAUACCAUUAUGGUUUUAUCUUAUAUUUUUUAUUCUUUAAGUUUUAAAUUACAAGUACGCUUUAAACAAUGUUAUUAAAAUAUUAUUAUUUGAUGUAUGAAUACUUUUAAUAGUUUCUAUUUAACUUAAGUAUUUAUCUAUAUAAGAUUUUUUUUAUUAUUACUAUGUUAAACUAUGCUUCAACUAUUAAUAAAUAUAUAUAUAUACUUAUGUAAUUAUGUUAUUAGAAUAAUUAAAUAUUUUUUCUGAUUAAUA
This is a messenger RNA of Rhopalosiphum padi (bird cherry-oat aphid), 5997 nucleotides long. It is a transcript of the gene pyd, whose product is annotated as tight junction protein ZO-2. The coding region runs from base 1304 to 5059 and encodes 1251 amino acids. The record is from RefSeq and is a predicted model, not a curated record. Gene Ontology annotation, biological process: cell-cell adhesion; cell-cell junction organization; protein localization to cell-cell junction. Gene Ontology annotation, molecular function: cell adhesion molecule binding. The transcript has 17 exons. NCBI's taxonomy places the organism in Eukaryota, Metazoa, Arthropoda, Insecta, Hemiptera, Aphididae. Gene Ontology annotation, cellular component: bicellular tight junction; plasma membrane.